GUGGUGUGGAGGUACAUAGGAGAAAAACCAGAAACCUUGAGUGCCAACACUAGAAUAUAUGACUGGAUCCCUCAGAACGACCUCCUGGGUCACCCUAAAGCUAGAGCUUUCAUCACUCAUGGAGGCACAAAUGGGAUUUAUGAAGCCAUCUACCACGGAGUACCCAUGGUGGGCAUACCCAUGUUUCUUGACCAGCCAGACAACAUGAUCCAUAUGAAGGAAAAAGGAACUGCAGUUAUUCUCAAUUUGAACUACGUGACAGCUGAGGAUCUAAGAGAUGCAGUCAACACAGUCAUCGAUGAUAAAUCGUACAAAGAAAAUGCUAUGCGGUUGUCCAGCAUCCACCACGACAGACCCAUGAGU
Molecule: messenger RNA, 363 nt
Organism: Pundamilia nyererei
Lineage: Eukaryota; Metazoa; Chordata; Actinopteri; Cichliformes; Cichlidae
Product: UDP-glucuronosyltransferase 2A1-like
Exons: 3
Molecular function (GO): glucuronosyltransferase activity
Source: RefSeq, a predicted model, not a curated record